Molecule: messenger RNA, 5053 nt
Organism: Lingula anatina
Lineage: Eukaryota; Metazoa; Brachiopoda; Lingulata; Lingulida; Lingulidae
Product: 2-oxoglutarate dehydrogenase complex component E1-like
Biological process (GO): tricarboxylic acid cycle
Cellular component (GO): oxoglutarate dehydrogenase complex; mitochondrion
Molecular function (GO): oxoglutarate dehydrogenase (succinyl-transferring) activity; thiamine pyrophosphate binding
Source: RefSeq, a predicted model, not a curated record
UGUUGUUGUCAUUAGUAUUGUUAUUGUUUGCGAAGAAUGGCUGUUAUUUUCAAUGUAUAUAUUAUAAAUGGUAUCUGUUGUGAACUAAAAGUAAUGAAUCAUGUAUAUAUUUGUGGGCCUAGGCCACAGUUUUAAAUUAUUGUGUCUUCUUAUAUCAUUUUAUUGUAUAACGUUGUGGAUCAACUUGUUCUGAAUCUGCCCUAUGAAAUGUCUUUUCUUUUCAAUAUUUGUCCUCCUAUCCAUAUCUAUUCUCUGCCAAGUUAACAUGAAGUACUGGCGUUGGUUUUUUUAAGCUCUAUUUCAGUGUAAGCUAAAUAAAUGUACAUAUCAUACAUUUGGAUGGAAACUAGGUCAGAUAAAAGACAGCUCGGACAGGUGGUCGUAACCUUUUGCCAUACAUACCACGGGAAAUGACCACAACGUUGGAGAUCAUACUUAUUUAGCAUACUUAUCUUUUGUGUAAAUAUACAAUAUGGGAAAAGGUACAGUGCUCACUCUGUGUGUGUGUGUGUGUGUGUGUGUGUGUGUGUGUGUGUGUGUGUGUGUGUGUGUGUGUCAUUUUGUGGUUCCCGCUUUGUAAUAUUACUCUAAUGCAGUUCAAUUUUCAGCUCUUUCCAGACAAAAAUGUGAAUCAACUGUUUAUCGUUCCUGAUGCUAUUGCAGAUACUUGCAGACCUGGGCCCCGUAUCUCGUAAGCUUCGCUAUGUUGCGCACGUGCGCAAGCGUCUCGAUUCCAUUACUUGUCCCAUAUUAUAAACUGUAGCCUCUUUUUGAUAUAUUAUCGCAAUACACGAUGCUUUCGAGAUACGGGGCCCUGGUUUAAUUACACCAUUAUUCAAGUAAAACCUUUCUAGAUAGACAUCACAGUGGUCUACAUCAUCUGUUUACUUUGUAAUAUGCCCCUUUCAAUUUCAUGGCUUUUCCUGAAUUGACAUAUUGUCUGCAUUGUCAACUUAAUCAUGUGUUUGUGUGUCUUAUGCUUAAUAUAAAUAUAAAGUGAAUUACAAGAACACAUCUGGCCUGUAGGGGCCUCACAGUAUUCCAGAUAAUUACAAGUUGUGAAGUCAUCGGGGUGUAAUUUUGAUAUUUAGAUUUAUUACAAACUUUAUCUGCAUUUGCUUUUUUUUUUCUGUAUUUUUGUAUACAGAGACGAGGAAAAUUGUAAGAUUUUUAUUUGUUACAUGUUUUUACUUCUACCCUGGUAGAACAUCAGAAUGUUGUUUCACUAUUUGUUUUUCAUUUUCAAAUCAACUUCAUAUGGUCUUGUCUCUCUUGGUGUUUUUCCUCUUUCUGUACAUGCAACACCUCUCUUCUAAAGCCUGUUCAUUCAAUAUGUAAACGCAACUAUUUUCUGAAGUAACAAAAAACGAUUGCAAGCUUUGUCUCUAUCCCUUUCCAUCACAGAGAAUAAUCUCCACUAAUGUUCUACUAAUCUCCAAUCCCUAGGUCCAUGGGCAUAACAUUGCAGAUUUGGAUCCUCUGGGAAUUCUGGCUGCUGACCUUGAUUUCAGUAUUCCUGAAGGCUUGAUUCUGGAAAAUUAUGGGUUUGGUUCGUGGUCACCUAAACAGCCAGUUAGAUCCUCUAGAAAUAGGUUCUGGCCAUGUAUCUGAGGAGCAGUUGGGUUUGGCUCUUCAACUGUUUGAUAUUGGUGAGAAAGAUCUGGAUAAAGAAUAUAUUCUGCCACCAGUGACUGCUGUAGGUGGCCAAGAGGCAAAGCUUCAAGGUGCAGAAAUUUUAAAUCGAAUGAAGAGUAUCUACUGUGGCACAAUAGGCAUAGAGUACAUGCACAUCAACAAUGUGGAACAAUGUGACUGGCUGAGGGAGAAGUUUGAAACCCCAGGCAUUAAAGAGAGCACCACUGAGGAAAAGAAACUCCUCCUGGCAAGACUUAUACGUGCUGAAGGAUUAGAGGAAUUUUUUGCCAAGAAGUGGCCUUCAGAGAAACGUUUUGGACUGGAAGGCUGUGAAGUGUUGAUCCCUGGUCUUAAGACAAUUAUUGAUGUGUCCAGUGAUUUAGGGGUGGACACCUUCAUCGUAGGAAUGCCUCAUAGGGGUCGAUUAAAUGUCCUGGCCAAUGUGUGCCGCAAACCACUGGCAAAGAUCAUCUGCCAGUUUCACUCCAACAUCAAACCAGCUGAAGAAGGUUCCGGUGAUGUGAAGUAUCACUUGGGGACCUUUGUAGAGAGGGAGAACAGGAUGACCAAUAAGCAGGUCAAGAUUGCCGUUUGCGCCAACCCCUCCCAUUUGGAGGCUGUCGGUCCUGUUGUUCAGGGCAAAACUAGAGCGGAACAGUAUUACAGGGGAGACAAGCAAGGGAAGAAGGUGAUGAGUAUACUGAUGCAUGGAGAUGCUGCAUUUGCUGGCCAGGGGGUGGUCUAUGAGACGUUCCACUUGAGUGACCUUCCCGCCUACACCACCCAUGGCACCAUACAUGUGGUGGUCAACAACCAGAUUGGCUUCACCACUGACCCCCGUAUGUCCCGUUCAUCGCCCUAUUCCACCGAUGUAGCGCGGGUCGUGAAUGCUCCUAUCUUCCACGUGAAUGCAGACUACCCAGAAGAUGUGAACUACGCUUGCAAAAUCGCAGCUGAAUGGAGAGCCACCUUUCAAAAGGAUGUAGUCAUUGAUUUGGUGGGUUAUCGUAGAUACGGUCACAAUGAGAUAGACCAGCCAAUGUUCACUCAGCCUUUGAUGUACAAAAAGAUUAACCAGCAGACCACUGUGAAGGUGAAAUAUGCACAGCAUCUGUUAAAUACUGGAGUUGUGACUGAGGAAGAACUUAAGGCUGAAGAACAGAAGUAUCAGAAGAUUCUUGAAGAAGGCAAUGUUCUGGCCAAGCAAGAAACUGCCAUGCACAACAGAGACUGGCUAGACUCACCAUGGAAGAACUUUUUUGAGCAUAAGGAUCCAAUGCAGAGACCUGAAACUGGCAUUAAUUUGAAAACCCUCCAACAUAUUGCAAAGGUGGUGAACUCGCCACCACCAGAUAAAGAGUUUAAGGUCCAUCCAGGUAUUCUCCGUAUUCUAAAGAGUGGACGUGACAUGGAGAAGGAAAAGAUGGCAGACUGGGCACUGGGAGAGAAACUAGCCCUCGGCUCCCUUCUCAUGGAGGGCUACCAUGUCAGGCUGAGUGGCCAGGAUUCAGAGAGAGGCACAUUCAGCCACCGUCAUAGUGUUAUUCAUGAUCAGGAUCGUGAUAAGAAAUUUUACGUGCCCCUCAACCACCUGAAUGACUCCCAGGCCCACUUCACAGUCUGUAACAGCUCUCUGUCUGAAUACGCUGUGCUAGGUUUUGAAGUAGGUUAUGCUCAGACCAACCCCAACUCCCUGGUCAUUUGGGAGGCCCAAUUUGGCGACUUUGCCAACACCGCCCAGUGCAUCAUAGACCAGUUCAUCAGCAGUGGCCAGGACAAGUGGAUGAGACAGCUGGGAAUCGUGCUUUUCUUGCCUCAUGGCAUGGAAGGAAUGGGUCCUGAACACUCCAGUGCUCGCUUGGAAAGAUUCCUGCAGAUGUGCAACGAUGAUUCAGACUUGUUUCCCAAAAUAGAUGCAGACUUUGUGAUGCAGCAGUUACACGAGAUCAACAUGAUAGUGGUGAACUGCACCACUCCAGCCAACCUCUUCCAUGUGAUCAGGAGGCAGAUCUACUUGCCCUUCAGAAAGCCGUUAAUCAUGAUGUCACCUAAGAGCCUUUUGCGUCAUCCCAUGGCCCGAUCGAAAUUCGAUGAGAUGAUAGAGGGCACCAAGUUUAGGCGCCUGAUCCCAGAAGAGGGUGGCGCCCAGGAAGACCCAACUUCUGUAGAGAAGUUACUGUUCUGCACUGGCAAAGUGUACUAUGAGUUGGUGAAGGAGAGACAGGCCAAUAACCUUGAUGAGAAAGUUGCUAUUGCCAGAAUUGAACAGAUUUCCCCGUUCCCAUUUGACCUGGUCCAAGAAGAAUGUAAUAAAUACUCCAGUGCCAAGAUUUGCUGGGUGCAGGAAGAACACAAGAACCAGGGGGCAUGGUCCUACAUCCAGCCCCGUCUGGACACUGUCCUGAGGAAGACCACACGCAGGGACAAAGGAGCAGUCAGAUACAUUGGGCGACCUUCAGCUGCCUCACCUGCUUGUGGGAACAAGAGAAUGCAUGAAGAUGAGCGAAAUGUUUUCCUCAGAACUGCUUUCGAGCUGAACGAUUAAUUACGAGGGCUGACAUUAAACACUCAAAAGUGCUAUUUAGUGGUGAUAAACUUUUAGCGUCAGAAUCUUUUUAUUUAUACAUAAAGACUGCAUACAAUUAAGAUUCCAGUAAAAAUGGUAAUCUCCAAAGUGUAGCCUGCAAAUCGCACAAUUUUAAGAGAAAAAACAACAACUUGCAUCUCGACUUUAUUUAUUAAACAUAUUUAUAGCUAUUUAUAGUAUACAUUGUGUAAGAAGAUUUGCCCAUUUAGAUGGAGAGGAAUGUUGAACAAAUCUCAAGUUUUCCUUGGUUAGAAAACUGUUUUUAAAUUAUUCCUUAAAUUAAAUAACAGGUAAAUACUGUUAGUCCAAAGAGAUAACUUAUAUCAUGUAGAAGAGUAAUAUAUAUUAGUGUGGUUGCACAGGGUCAGAUUAUUGUUUCAGAGAGCAUGUUGUAUAGCUGGCCCCCUCAGGGUAAUGCCUAUUUGCUAUGCCAUUACUUGUUAUUGUAUAACAAUCAUAGAUUUUAAAACUUCAAAGCCUGAGGCACUGGCUGCCACUUAUGAACAGAUGUGAUCUAGGUGUGUUAUACGCUCAUUGAAAUGGACUUGAAUUCUAUAAGACUUGGCAUUUAGUAAUUGUCAUUAAACCACCAACUGGAGAAAUGAUUGAAUGAUGAUCAAAUGAGGUUUAAAGUUUGUGUCAGUUUGUGUUAAUUUUAUUUGUGGUAAAUUAUUGAAGUGAUCACUGUAGUGAUUUUGACUGAAAUGGCGUGUCUUCAAUUUUAAUAAGCACCAUUAAAGGAAGAUGUAUUUCUGGGUUGUUUAAGAAACCAUUGUCUGUAUUGCAAGUCAACAGAUUAAAGUGAAUAAAACAAAGUUAUACCUGUGUUAA